Messenger RNA from Chara braunii, 787 nucleotides. Lineage: Eukaryota; Viridiplantae; Streptophyta; Charophyceae; Charales; Characeae. The record is from the annotation of a GenBank genome assembly.
GCGCAACAGUUGGUAAACCCUCAGCAGCAGUUGGGCUAUCAUGUGCCUGACGCCAUGAAGUCUACUUCAGGAAUAGCCCCUGGGCAAUCCAGGUGGCUGCACCCAGCCACCGGCUUUGUGGUCCUCCUUUUCCUACUAGCCGCAGUACAAACUUCCAUAGCCAUCCCUGCCAACCGCACUCAGAGAGACAGGCUGAGUAAGGAGUUUAAAGUGAAGCUGAACAAGGCCGCUAGGCUGCUUGCAGAGAUCGGCCACGAGGAUAAGCACGGCAACAAGGGAGACUACAGUAAGGAAGACGAGGAGUACAGGGAGAAGGCAGAAUACAUGAAGGAAUCACCCAAUGGCUACAAAGGAGAAAGGAAGGAUGAUGGAAAGGAUGAAGGGAAAGGAUAUGACAAGGAGGAGGACAAAGGGGGAAAUGUGAAGGAAGGUGGGAAGCAAAGCAAGGAUGGAGAAUACAAGAACAAAUAUGAGAAGGACAAAUAUGACAAGAGGGCAGACAAGAAGGGAGAAUACAAGGAUGAAUAAGACAACAAAGAACACAAAGAGGAAGACAACAAAAAAGGAGGAAAGGAAGACAACAAGGAAGAUGAAAAGAAGACAAAAAGCAACACGAAAGCGUGACAAAAGGGCGCCAACGAUAAGCUAGACAAGAAGGAAGACAGACAGGAAGACCGCGAGGACCAUCAAAAGGAAGACAAGAAGGGAGGGUGCAUCGAGAAAUACAACAAGCAGGAAGACUAGAAGGAAGACAAGACGACAGACAAAAUGAAGGAAUUUGAAAAAG